UCAACCUAUUUUUCCAGUACUGGAGAAGAAAGAGACAUAAGUCAUAGGUCCUUAUUAUUAAGACUAAACAUCAAUGGCUUCUUCUUCUUCUUUGUUGAGUUUCUUCUUGUUGUUUUCUUCUUUCUUUCUCUUAUGUUGUAAACUAUGUGUAGCACAGUCAGUGCCAGCAGCGUACAUGUUUGGUGACUCCCUUGUAGACGUUGGCAAUAAUAACCAUUUUGGUACAGUUAUUAAAGCUAAUUUUCCUUAUAAUGGUCUUGAUUAUCCUGGUGGAAAAUCUACUGGAAGAUUUUGCAAUGGGAAAAACACUGCUGAUUUUCUAGCUGAGAAAUUAGGAGUACCAACGCCUCCCCCAUACUUGGCCGACAAGAACAAUGUGUUCGCCAAAGGUGUAAGCUUUGCCUCUGGUGGAGCUGGAAUUUUUAAUGGCACCAACGAUGACUUUCUUAGCAAAGCACUUCAUAUGUCACAACAAGUGCAGUUUUUCUCCAUUGUUCAGCAAAGAUUGGUGACGCAAUUAGGAUCUGAUACCGCACAAAAGCAACUAUCAAAGUCUGUUUUUGGUAUUGCAAUCGGAAGUAAUGAUAUAAUUAAUUAUUUCAAAUCCGAUUCAAAACUCUCUAAGACUACAGCACCCGAGCAAUACGUCGAUCAAAUGGUUUCCUCUCUACAGGGCCAGCUCAAGCAAUUGUAUGGUCUAGGUGCACGAAAAUUUGUGAUUGUUGGGGUAGGAUCAAUUGGAUGCAUUCCAUUGCUAAGAUACCAAAGUGCCAAUAAAUCUGGUGAAUGCUCCGAACAAACUAAUUACUGGACAAACAAAUAUAACCAAGGACUUCAGUCCGUGCUACAAGGGUUGCAGUCUGAGCUGAAGGAUUUCAGUUAUUCAUAUUUCGACACAUUCAAUUUGUUGCUCGAUGUCAUCCAGAAUCCAGCUAUUUACGGUUUUAGUGAAGUGAAAGCUGCUUGUUGUGGACUGGGAAGACUAAAUGCUAAACUUCCUUGCACCCCAAUUUCCACGUUCUGUUCCAAUAGAAGUGACCAUGUUUUUUGGGAUAGAUAUCAUCCAACUGAAGCAGCUAAUCGCAUGAUUAUUGACUCAGCUUUUGAUGGCAAACAAUAUGUCUUUCCACUGAACAUUAAGCAACUGAUUACCUUGUAGUUUACAGAUGGAAACUCCUCAAAUUCGCAAUCAAUUUCAUUCUAUAGAAACAAAAAACCAAGUUAUCUAUACAGGAUUGUUCUCAUAUAUACCAUCAUUGUAUUAUAUUACACUUUGUUGUAAUUUCUUGCAAAUCUAAAGAAAAAGUUUUACAAUAUUAUAUUUUUGA
This is a messenger RNA of Nicotiana attenuata, 1328 nucleotides long. Its product is annotated as GDSL esterase/lipase At5g55050-like. NCBI's taxonomy places the organism in Eukaryota, Viridiplantae, Streptophyta, Magnoliopsida, Solanales, Solanaceae. The coding region runs from base 74 to 1159 and encodes 361 amino acids. The transcript has 5 exons. Gene Ontology annotation, molecular function: hydrolase activity, acting on ester bonds. The record is from RefSeq and is a predicted model, not a curated record.